This is a messenger RNA of Volvox carteri f. nagariensis, 3564 nucleotides long. RefSeq lists its product as uncharacterized. Bases 1 to 3564 code for a protein of 1187 amino acids. Lineage: Eukaryota; Viridiplantae; Chlorophyta; Chlorophyceae; Chlamydomonadales; Volvocaceae. The record is from RefSeq and is a predicted model, not a curated record. The transcript has 11 exons.
AUGUUAUCCGGCGCGCCGGCUCGCGCCUGCCCGGCCGCUAUACCUCAUGGUGGGGUCCUAGUACCUCUAAGUGCUUACAUAGCUGCAUCUACCUCGCAGCCAUGCAGCGCCCUGCGAGCUGGCCGCAAGCGCCCGGUCUCCGAGCUUACCUUGCAAUUUUCCGGCUCACGCACCUCUCAGCAGCCGGAGCACAUGAACACACCUACGAGGCAACUCAGCAUUGUUUGGGCACAUGAACGCCAGCCAGGUCCUCAGGAGGACGGUAUAUCCCCGGGGGUUAGCGACCAGGACCAGCACCAGGACCAGCACCCGGGCGGCAAUGGCACGGACCCCGACAACAGCGCGAGUCCACCAGACCCGGCGGACCAGCCGGGACAGCUGGGGAGGCUCCCGCUACGGACACCGCCGCCGGGUGCUGAUUCCGGAGCCGGAGCUGUCCCCGGGGCCCCGCAGCAGCUGCCACCCUUAAGACUGGACUUCCUGGAUUGGGCCAGGAUACAGCAGAGGGGACCUGGCGGCAGCGGCGGCGGCGGCGCCGGCGGCACGGGACGAGCGCGUCGGCAGCGCAGCGGCAGCGGUAUGUCCUCCUCGUCGGGUUCUGCCGGGGGGGGGAUCGGCGGCAGCAAGUCCCGCAGCGACCGUAUAUUGCAGUUGGUGCUGGCCGCCAAGACGUUGCUCCAGGUUCGUUCCGUCGUCAGUCGGCACCUGCACGACAUGUCCCCGAGUACGGCGGCGGUGGCGCUAAGUCGGCUGGCGACUCUUUCUGUGGCAACCAUGAGGUUGCGGAGGGCCCAACUGGGUCUUGGGGUACAGGGGAGGGGAGAGCCGCAAGGGAAGGGGAGAAAGGGUGAAGAAGCGGAGCAGCAGCCGGAGGUGGUGGUGGGCAAUAGCAACAGCAGCAUCGUUGAGGGGAAGGCGGGUGUGUCCACGGUGACGGCAGAGACAGCGGCGGCGACGAAACCGCCGCCGCCACCGUCGCCGUCCGGGCGGACUACACCAGCGGCCGGCGGUGCCGCCGCCGCCGCCGCUACCAAGUCAGCGGACGCUGACGGCGGUGCUGACGUCACCGACCCUUCCUCCCGAGUACAGCAGGGCUCCCUCAGGCUGAUGCGCCUGCUACUGCGGCACAUUGCCACAUCCGUGGACAGCACCGCCGCCGGCGGCGGGGGCGGCGGUGGCCGUAGCCGCGGCAGCGGCAGCGGCAGCGGCGCCGGGUCGACGAGCCCCCGCUGGCGGAGCCCCACCUCGUCUUCGUCAUCCGCCGCCGGUGCCUCCGGCACCCCGGGAUACCGCGCCCAAAGAGGCGGCGGCGGGGGCGGAGCUGCCGCCGGUUCGUCCGCGUCCUCGUGGCGAUGGCAGCCGGCCCCCCCGGGCCAUAGGGCUCGUUUGGCCGGCAGUGUGAUGGCGACACUUGCGCGUGUGGGACUGAAGCCGGGUCCGAGUGACUUGUGGGCCUUAUACCGGCUGGUGGAGGCGGCGAGGGGGGGCCACCUGAGAACCGCCUCACCCGGUCAGCUGUGCCAGAUACUCUGGGCCAUGCACCGACUGGAAUUUACACCCGACCCAGACUGGCGGAUGGACUGUACGGCAGCCGUACAGGCUGCUCUGACCGCUAGUAGUAAUGGUGGUGAUGGUGGUGCAACGGCUACUGCCGCUUCAACACCUGUAGCAACGGGGACCGCGGGAUGUCCGGGGGAAGGGGGGGAACAAGCAGCAGUAGCAGGGGGGAGGGGGGGAGACACGUCGGCGUCGGCAGCCGCGAUUGGCGGCGGUAGUAGUGGCGGCGCCGCGUCGUCGUUGAGUCGGAAGGGUACGACCCGGGGGCGGUACGACAGAAUGGCCGAGCAGGAUAGCGAGGAUGACGAGCUGUACGAUAGCUCGUCCAGCAUAGAUGAGUUGGAUCCAGAUUUGGAAGCGGUAAUGGACGAGACGCUUGCUGGCGGCGGCCAUGGCCGCAGCGGCGGCGCGGGGGUAGCGCUGCGACGGUAUGGCAGCGGUUACGCUGACGUGGCGUCGCUGUUGCUGUGGUCCGUACGGAUGGGAAUGGCGCCGGGAGCUACGGGAAUGCAGGCCUGUUUGGAGCGCCUCCAUCCCGGCCUGCGGUCUCUUCGGCGAGUGCACCUACUGCGGCUGCUGCUGGCGUUAUCGGAGUCCGGUCACCGGGCGAGCGAGGGCUUCAUGAACCGACUGCUGGCGUGCCUCCAGCCCAAGCUUCCCCUCCUGGGUGCCACGCAGCUGACUCAGACACUGAUGGCCCUCAGUCGGUUGGGCUUCGUACCGCCGCAAUCCUGGCUGGUAGCAUUUCUCAAGGCGUCCAGGACUCAGCUACGGCACUACACCCCCUCCCAUGUCACGGCAACAUGUCAGGUGUUUGCCGGCUGGCAGCUCCGCCCCUCCCGGACUUACCUGCAGUCGCUGCUGGCCCUCAUGGAUGCCCUCAUGCCGUACUUUCCCGCGGAGGGGCUGGCAGCGGCUCUCCAGUCUCUGUCCGUACUAGCUGUGAAACCCCAGCACCGGUGGGUGGCUCGAGCGCUGGAGCACCUGGUGGCGGCAGCCGAGCGAAACACCUCCACCCCCCCCGUCACGGGGCUCGCGGUAUCAGAGGACCUGGCGGCUGUGCUGUACGGCGAUGGUGGUGAUAACAGCGGUCUCAGGUCAUCCCUAACGCACCAGCUUCCGGACGCCACCACCCCCACCACCUCCACCCCGGGGGCUGGCGGGCCCCCUGGAGCGGAGUCGAGCUCCUCGCUGACGGCACUGGGUACGGCUCCAGGGAGGCUCAGGAGUACAGCAGUGCAAGGGGGAUAUCUACCGGCAGCGGCAGCGCCGCUGACGGCGGUUAUGGCAGCAGCAGCGCAAGCGCCGCCGCCGCCGCCUGUCGGCGGCGGGGCGGCGGCGGCUACCGCCGCCGGGCAGCCGCAGCAGCAGGCGAUGCGGCAGCAGCAGCGGGCUGCGACGGCAGCGGCGCUGGUGACGGCCGUUUGCAGCUUGCGGGGCAUCGUACAAUUUGACUCGGGGGGUGGAAGGCCUUUGCGGACGGCGGCGGCGGCAGACAGCAGCAGUAGCAGCAGUACGGCAUCGUCGCCUCCAAUGGACGGCCACCUUGGGAACGGUAGCGAUGCACAUGCGGUGCCGGCGGCGGUGGCGACGGCGACGGUGGCGGCGGCUGAUGGUACGACAACGCUGCUGCCGUACGAGCUCUGGUCCUCCACCAAGCGGCUGACGGACCUGUGUGGCGAGCUGUUGGACGUCAUGACGGGGUCUGAUCUAGCACAGCUGCUGACGGCGCUGUCCCGCGUCAACUUCUACCCGGGCCGGGUUUUCCUGGCGGCACACGCCCGCGCUACAGCCCGAGUGGGCGCCCAGCUGGCUCCCGCGGACAAGGAGGCGCUAGCGACGUGCUACAACCGGCUGGCCGCACUGGCGCCCAGGAUGGCGGAGGAGGCGCGGCGCCAGGCGGAGGCGCGCCAGGCGCGGGCUGCUGUGGUGGUGGCUGACCCAUGGGCAGCUACCACCGCUACUCGCCGCCCGCUGCCGCCGCCGAGGGCGGGCCCACGUCGAUAG